Molecule: messenger RNA, 1156 nt
Organism: Pistacia vera
Lineage: Eukaryota; Viridiplantae; Streptophyta; Magnoliopsida; Sapindales; Anacardiaceae
Exons: 2
Coding region: 110-1069 (319 amino acids)
Biological process (GO): defense response
Source: RefSeq, a predicted model, not a curated record
GAAUGCAAAUUGGUUUGAAUUUCCUCCUUUCUCUGUCAACUUUAUAGAUAGGAGAAACCUACAGGGGACAAAUUCUCUCACCAUCUCUCAUUUUCUUCACUUUCUUGAUAUGGGGAAAAUCUGGAUUGAAGUCUGCCUGAUUUCUGCCCGGGGACUUGGUCGUUCUUCUUCCCUUUGGAAGCUUCAAUGGUUUGCUGUUGGGUGGAUUGAUCCUAACAACAAAUAUUGCACCAAGAUUGAUGCUUCUGGGAAUGCAAACCCGGUAUGGAGAACCAAGUUUGCUGCCUUAGUUGAUGACUCAAAGUUCCAAGAUAUGGCUUUGCAUGUUGAAGUCUACAGCAGAGAGCCCAUUUUUCUCAGGGAAAGGCUUCAAGGAACUGCUACUAUUGUCUUGAAAGAAUUUAUGGCCAAGUAUAGCAAGAAUACUGAGGGUUCCAGACCAGGAACUGAAGAAGUCGGGAGCUAUCAGUUGCGCAAAAGAAAUUCCAACAAACCUCAAGGAUUUGUUGAUAUUUCAAUUCGUAUCUCAGAAGAACGGGAAGAGACAAGUUUAUACCAAGGUAACGAAGGUGGAAUCAUGCUCAUGGAUCAAAGCAACAACGUCAAGUUGUCAACUGAAGGAGGUUCAGGACAAGCCUACCCAACCCAGCUGCCUCUGAACCCCAUUUAUCGACCAGAAAACCAAUCACAGACAAAUUUUCCAUAUGCCCAUUCAGUGCCAUACUCUACAAAUUAUUCAAACGUGUCAGUUGGUGGACAAAGCUACCCUCCACCUGCAGGACCCAGCUAUCGUCCACCACGAACUCCUCCACCACCACCACCGCCUUCCAAUGUAGGUUACAUACCCACUUUUCUACCUAGAACAGAUCAUUUGUCGUCAACUUAUGUGGAUACACCAUCAUCUGGACCCCCAGGACGAGGCGUGAGACCUGGCUUUGGAAUGGGAGUAGGUGCUGGAGCAUUGGCAGCUGGUGCUGUUCUCUUUGGUGAUGACUUCAUGUCAGGAUUUGAUGUACCUUCAGGGUUACAGGAUCCUAGUCUUACCAUAUCAACUGAUCCUCCCUUCUGAUACAGUGAUUAUCCUGUAAUUUCUGUAAUUCUAUGAGAUGGAAUCAGAUUUUAUUAUAUUCCAUGAUGAUCCAACCGCUUGGCGAAA